AUGUUAUACCAUUGCUUAUCAAUCAAAUGUGUAUGGUUGUUGAUCGUUUUACUCUGGAACCCAUUUGGCAAGUGCAUAAAAUCUUCUGUAACUCGACGGUUCGAUUACAAACAGCAGUUGGCUAAAGGCGCUCUAAAACGGGAUAUUUUUACAUUCGUUUCAUGUGCAAAUACAAGGAAGGUUGGAUCAAAUGAUCACUCUACUCAAAGUCCCCUACCGACGGCGGACAUUAACGGCGUUGAUAAAAUUUUUGCAGAACCCAUAGUAGCCAAUGUGCAGGACCUAAUACGUGAGAGAGGAUGUUUGGAUCCAGGUGUAAUUAUAGACACCACGUCCAGACUGAAAUACAAUGGCGCCGCAAUACUUGACACGUUUACGGCUGCCAGGGAAACAGAUGAAGCGCUAACUGGGACUACAUCUGGCGGCGGGCAGCAGAAAUUUUGUAUGAGAUUCGAUGGAGAUGAUGGAGUGGAGCGUAAACUUGUGGCAUCAAAAACGAUUGACCUAGGUGGUGAGGUAGCGAAAGUACGAAAGAGCUUUUGCUUCUCACUGUCGCAGAUAAAAGAUGAUCUGUUUUCUCUAUAUGAUCGUCACAAGAGAGAGUUACAUCAUGAAUCAUUUGAAUGUGUCUAUUGGAAGCAUAUAAUUGAUUUACAGCGACUUAAUAUAGGCCAUUUCAUGAGGGAGAGGAACGUGGAAAGUGCUUACAGUGAAAGUGGCCCAGAUGCAUCACCUACAUAUUGUUACCAGCUGAAAGACGCACACGAAGUCUUUGAAGCUUCUGUCUGUUCAUCAUUAACCACUUCAGAUGAUGCAAAGGUACGAAUUAAUUCAACGACGGCUGCUUGCGUCCAUGCCAGGAACCCUGCGGAGGGAGGCGACUCGGAAAACCACGCAAGAAAUGGGUUCGAAGAGCGGCUAUGCGAUUUCAUACGGUUAAAACGUCUGAAGCUGUUGAAAACCUUAAUAGUCAUUGAUAGCGUGCUCUCGACAGGUGAUGCGCUAAGUGUAGCAAUGGGGAGUAAGGAGUUUGCGCUGGCGGACUUGAACUGCAAUGAGAAAGAGCUACUUCUCUUAUCUUUGGGGAUAGCCAGUGAGUAUUACAAUGCAGUUUUUAGAGCUGUCAUGUGCGUGAUGAGGCAGCCGAUACAUUUACCUUCCUUGUGUAUAGACGACACCCUCAAGUUAAGCUGGGCUCAUCAUCUCUUAACAAAAAAUAUGAGUCACCUGCCGCUUUUGAUGCCAGAGUCGGCUGCUAAGCAGAUACAGGAGCCUAUUGUAAGUCACCGAUUACGGCAGCGCCACAAAGCUGUCAAUGACGUGAUUGCAGCUGCGACGAAUCCACUUUACGUUAUCCGGGAUCGUGUAGAGCACCUUGCGCAGUCUCACUAUAAAAUAGAGGACACUGCGCCACUCCAGCAUGGAUGCGGCCCGCUUAUGACGAACCGCAAGAUAAUGGCCGAAAUGGCUCUGGAAAAUAUAGAAAGCGAGCUGUUGGCAUUUGAGAACGAUAAUGGGGACUACCUCGGUUUGUUUCAAGUAACCUCUGAAGACAUACAGCGCAUUCUCGGCGACGACUACUACCAAUUACCGCGUUUGGUUGGUGAUUCGACAGUAGCCAACAUUAUGGAUUUCUUUGGAGAAUACCUUACUGGUGUGUUGGAACCAGAGCGGUACAAGCAUGUGACCCCCGAUUCAUGGUUGAUGGCAUUGGACAACUUGGUGACCCGAGCAGCUUUUACCAGACUUUUCGCGGCUGUGGUUUCGCAUAACCUUAGGGCCAAGGGUGAAGUAGAGACAGAUAUUAGGACUGCCUACACUUCUCGGACCUUUCUUCACCAUGCUGCACCGGGUAUAUCGGUCGCACGCCCGGUAGAAUCAUCAGUCUACAACAGCAACCAUGACGUGAAACCUCAUGAGGCACACAUCGUGCCAUUUAUAGAUCUUAUUAACCAUAGUUCAGGUGCUCCAAACUGUGUCAUCGAGCUGGAUACAGAUGAAGUACCUCACUUCAGAUUGCGGGCGUUGCACAGCAUCCAACCAGGUGAAGAAAUACUGGUGAAUUACGGUGAUUUGGAUAACAACGUAUUGUUCCUGGAUUAUGGCAUGGUACCCACUUUGAACCGUAAAUGUGGCGUUUUUAUGGAGGUGGAACCUACCUUUAUACGACGUGCGGCUGGGUCAAGAGGGUUAGAACAUCUGCUACCGAGCUCCUUUCCGGCAGGUUUACCGUCUGAGAAAUGCGCUAUGCUACAUGAGCUCGGCAUUUUCGAUAUUCCAAGCGAUAAAGGGUUUCUUGCUCUCUACAAUGAGCCAUACUUUGAGGGUAUGCCAUUGGAAAAAUACAACGAAUUUACCGCCAAGUUUUUGGCUCGUGAGAACACGUCGCAGCCGUCUGUUGACGAAUAUCUUGAUGCAGACGCCAUUAGACAGGAACACACCAAGUAUCAGCCUCCAACUGAUGAGCUGUUUCCGUCUACUGAUGGAUCAAAUCAACGAGAUCCCAUGAAAAUUGUCAGCGUGGAUACCCAUGGUGUACCAGAUGAGCGUCUGAUUAUGGCUCUCAAGAUAUGUUUUUGCAAAACAAAAAAGCGUCUCCAUUGGUUAUCACAACAGGACGCUAAAUAUCUCGCAACCAGCAUAAACUCACCCCUCGAUAUUGAAAUAUUCAGAAUUGCGUCGUUCGUCUGUUGCGAAUACAUUAAAACCAAGUACCAGGCUACAAUCGCCGAUGACCUGCGCCAAGCGUCAAACCCUGACUUGUUCAGGGCUUGUGGUGCCGAAAGUCUGAGUGGAGUCGCUACCCAGCUGGAGGCCAUCCGAAAGCACAAUACAGUUGGAAUCCCCAAUGCAGUGGUCCUGGCACACGCUUUGAGGGCCAAGGUGCCUUUGUACAGGUGCGCAAGCUACUUUGACGCAAUUGCAGAUGAUUUUGAACGUAAAUGGAAAACGUAG
Messenger RNA from Babesia sp. Xinjiang, 2955 nucleotides. RefSeq lists its product as uncharacterized. The record is from RefSeq and is a predicted model, not a curated record. Gene Ontology annotation, molecular function: protein binding; protein-lysine N-methyltransferase activity. The transcript has a single exon. Gene Ontology annotation, biological process: peptidyl-lysine monomethylation. Bases 1 to 2955 code for a protein of 984 amino acids. Lineage: Eukaryota; Apicomplexa; Aconoidasida; Piroplasmida; Babesiidae.